UGGGAUGUCCUCUGGUUGGACCUGCCAAGAAAGAUGCUGCGUCCUUGCGGGGCGUGACAAGGGAAUUCAACCAUCUCUGAACUCACCCCUGAUGAGGAGCACUCAGACUCAGAGAUGGCUGCAAUGAGGAAGAGGUCCUCUGUCUGCUCCUCUUCGUCGGCUGAAGAAGACAGUGCAAACUUCUAUGACAAUGUUCUCACUUCUGCCACUGAUCUACCCAGUGAACAGGAACAUCCCUGUGCAGCUCUGCUCUGUUGUCAUCGUGUCCAAGACUCUCUGCUGAGCUCCAACAGCAGCUUCACUGGAUACAGAGGUGUCCUCAACUGGAUCAUCAUUCUCUUGGUCCUGACUCAUGCUCACUUGUUCCUUGAGAAUUUCAUACAACAUGGCUUUUUGAUAGAUGUCAAAAAGGUCUUGGAGCAUCUCAUUGAGGACAACUGCAACUGGCCAUCUGUCAACCUCAUUUUAGCUGCAAAUGCAUUUGCCAUUACAGCUUUGCUCCUUGAGAGGUUUCAGGAAAAGGGUAUGCUGUCCCCCACCAACGCUCAUCGUUUACAUCUCAUAAAUCUGAGCUUGCUGCUGUUAUUUCCUGCUGCAGUCAUUGUAUGUGAGCAUACAAUCACAACAGGUGGAGCAUUCUUUUCCCUCUGGUUCUACACUGCUCUGGGGAUGAAGCUUUAUUCAUACCAGGAAACAAACCGCUGGUAUAGACAGAGUCAUUUAAUUGAUGGAGAAAGGGACAAGAAUGUUUCGGUGGUACUAAAAGCCCACCACGAGCAGCUUACUUUUCGAGAUCUCUAUUACUUCCUGUUUGCCCCCACCCUGUGCUACCAGAGAGACUUCCCAAGCACUCCCAAGGUCCGCAUCAAUGUGCUCCUGCACAGGCUGCUGGAAAUGGUGAUCGUUAUCCAGAUCAUGGUUGGAAUUGUGCAGCAGUGGAUUGAGCCCAUCUUCCAGAGAUCAGAAAACUCAUUUUCUAGUAUGGACAUUACUAUGAGAGUGGAACACCUGGUGGGACUGGUGGCACCAACCCAUUUCCUCUGGCUGCUCUUCUUCUUCCUGUGUCACUCCUACCUGAACUUCUGUGCAGAACUUCUGCGCUUCGGUGAUCGUCUUUUUUAUGGAGACUGGUGGAACGCCAUAACUUUGAUUAUGUUCUGGAAGAACUGGAACAUUCCCUUUCAGAAAUGGUGUCACAGACAUGUAUACACACGGCUGGUGGAAAAGAAUGUGCCCCCAUCACGGGCAGAGUUACUGGUCUUCCUGAUGUCAGCUGCUCUUUUUGAGUACAUGAUUGCUCUGCCCCUGCACAGCUGUCGUCUGUGGAUCUUCCUCACGAUGCUGGCCGAGCUUCUGGUUGCAGUAUUCCUCGCAAAAUAUUUCCAUGGAAACUAUGGCAACGGCUUAGUGUGGCUGUGCCUGCUGCUGGGCCCUCUUCUGGCUGUGAUCACUUACUUUCAUGACCACUACAUUAGCCUCAAUCAUCGCCAGUCAUUGUCUUCACCGCUGACAUCAGACCACAGUCUUCCCAGUGCAGACUUCCUGCAGCGUCGCUGA
Molecule: messenger RNA, 1557 nt
Organism: Plectropomus leopardus (leopard coralgrouper)
Lineage: Eukaryota; Metazoa; Chordata; Actinopteri; Perciformes; Serranidae
Product: diacylglycerol O-acyltransferase 1-like
Biological process (GO): triglyceride biosynthetic process
Cellular component (GO): endoplasmic reticulum membrane
Molecular function (GO): diacylglycerol O-acyltransferase activity
Source: RefSeq, a predicted model, not a curated record